Messenger RNA from Pocillopora damicornis (cauliflower coral), 2210 nucleotides. RefSeq names its product ZP domain-containing protein. Lineage: Eukaryota; Metazoa; Cnidaria; Anthozoa; Scleractinia; Pocilloporidae. Gene Ontology annotation, cellular component: membrane. The record is from RefSeq and is a predicted model, not a curated record. Gene Ontology annotation, biological process: cell communication.
AACAGGAGGUGUCGUUCGCUUUCCUAGUUUUUAGGCUCUUUGUUUUCAUUACCUCUCACAGAGAAUAAGGCCUCAUCAAGCAAGUAGAUGAUUCAGCCAUGAAGGGAUUCAUAUUGUUUGCGUUUCUUGCCCACAUGUGCUUCGCACAAGAUCCAGCCGUGUUUCAGUUUCGAUCUCCAGAAUUCGACGUCUCCGAGUCAGCAUUAAACGCAAUCGUCGUGAUUGAAAAUGUUGGCAAUACAGCGGAAUCUGGGACUCUCAGCGUAACUGUUGCCGACGGAACGGCCGUAAGUGGCGAAGAUUACGUCCCAACCGCUGGUUUAAGGGUAUCAUUUUUGUCAGGCGAAGCGUCAAAAGAGGUUAACAUCCCCAUCCUAGAUGAUGACGUAAUCGAAAGCGACGAAUCAAUCCAGCUCUCUUUGCAGCUCUUGGGUCCCUCCCGUCCAAGUGCCAGAAUUGGCAGUCCUGCAUCUGCUACCGUCAAAAUCAUUGACAAUGAUAAGCCCCCUUCAGCAUCUAAUGGCGGUGGAAACAUAACUUUGGCUACCGAAGCAAAAAUCGACAUUAUGUGCCGACCAGACUAUAUAGAAGUGACCAUUAAGCUUGCAGAUUACCCAGGACUCGUCGUCAACGACUCCGUUCUGCAUCUUGAGGACAUGAAAUGCGUGGCUGGUUACAAGGAUGAUGAAAUGGUCAAAUUCACGUUUGGACUGGAGGAGUGCAAAACCAUGCAGGAGGAUGACGGAAAGAAGAUUUACUACAAGAACAUGGUUUACUUGAAGGCUGGCUUGCCACCGAAUGAUACGAAUAUAGUCCGUGACCAUUACGAAGUUAUUCCGUUCAGCUGCGGAUAUGACAAGAAGGCUGUCCUGUCAAAAGUGUCGUACAAUCCUCAGACUACUCUCGUCCUCUCAAAUGCAGAGGGUAUUGGCAACUUUACGUACUUCAUGGACAUGUACGAGGACGGAAGCAACAGCGAAACAGUUACUGAGUUUCCAAAGGAAGUUGGUUUGGGUCAGAAGAUGUACUUUGGAUUCCGGGUGGAGUCUGGCGACAGUGAAUUGGUUGUAUUCCCCGAUCUCUGCAAGGCCACGGCAUCAUCAAGUUACGAUUCCACUCCUGACCAUCUUAUUAUUGAUAAAGCCUGCUCGAGAGACAACACUUUGGAGUACGACUACGGUGAAAAUUCCGAGCAUUUCUUUAACCUUGCCGCUUUCCGCUUCAAAGAGAACUACGAUGACGUCUUUAUCCAUUGCAAGUUGACGGUUUGCCGAAAAGGCGAUGACCAAUCACGGUGCGCCAAGGGCUGUCAACCAUCUAAGAGGAGACGAAGGUCAACCACAGAAGGGUUAGAAGAAGAACUGAGUGCCGAGCUGUACGUUGGACCGGUGAAACUUAAGCAGUCGACAAAUGAGGAGGCUGAAACCAAGCACUAUACUGAAUCAGAGACUGACAGUAACAUGGUCAUAUUGGUGGCAGCCUUGGUUGGAGUUUUAGGAACUGUGGCCAUUGGACUCAUCGUUGCCGUUGUCAUCAUCAGCCGACGCCGUACGUCCGCUAAGAAAGGCGCUUCUCUCAUCGUUGCUGAGGAAAUUUAAAGGGGCAUUCGUUCGAGCUGUAGUGUGUAACUUUAACCGUAUUUUCAGUACCCUAGGGUCUUAAGAACGUUUUAUGGCACCUGUUUCUUAACUACAUUACUUUGCAUGUGAUUACUAUGGAAAUAAAUUAGUCACGCAAUAAGUUUUCAAAGCAAUUUAGUUUUCAUUUUUUUACAAGUAUUUUUAUUCUUCCCGAGAGGAAAACCAUUUCCCCUAGUUUCGUCUAUUUCAAUAUCUUUUACUAUUAUUCUUUAAAGCCGGCAAAACUAUUGCAAAGUAAAAAACAACGGGAUCACUUUUAGACAUUUCAACUCGCUCAACUCACGUUUCCACUUAACAUGAAAUUUUGCGAGAGAACAAGCUUUUUUACUGCUAUUAUAACUUUUGCUCAAGCACUUUCCAGAAUGCUGUAUACUUUAAUUCAUAAUAGGUCAAAUAAAGCAAUAGGACGUUCAUUUAUCUACUGUUUGUAAUGCUAAGAGGUGUGCUAAGGAAACUACAGGGAUAUGCUGCGGGAAGUAUAUAGUUUUUGUCUGCUAACAAUCGAAUAUUUUCAACCUCUUAAGUGCGGUUUAAAGCUCAUUAAAAUUGGAUUUGUUAACUUUUAACUAA